GCCGCCGCCGCCGCGCCGCCCGCCGUCCGCCGCGCAGCGCGCCGGGCCGGGCCGGGCCUCGGGGCCUGCGCCGCCGCCGCGCGACCAUGUCGGCGGCCAAGGAGAACCCGUGCAGGAAGUUCCAGGCCAACAUCUUCAACAAGAGCAAGUGUCAGAACUGCUUCAAGCCGCGCGAGUCCCAUCUGCUCAACGACGAGGACCUGACGCAGGCAAAACCCAUUUGCUGGCUGCUCCUGGCUCCAGAUGGGACUCACCUUGACAACCCAGUGCAUCGGUCUCGGAAAUGGCAGUGGCGGUUCUUUAUCCUCUACAAGCACGGCCUCUUGCGCUACGCCCUGGACGAGAUGCCCACAACCCUCCCUCAGGGCACCAUCAAUAUGAACCAAUGCACGGACGUGGUGGAUGGGGAGGGCCGGACAGGCCAGAAGUUCUCCCUGUGCAUUCUGACCCCUGAGAAGGAGCAUUUCAUCCGGGCAGAGACCAAGGAGAUCAUCAGCGGGUGGCUGGAGAUGCUCAUGGUCUAUCCCAGGACCAACAAACAGAACCAGAAGAAGAAGCGGAAAGUCGAGCCACCCACGCCACAGGAGCCAGGGCCAGCCAAGAUGGCUGUCACCAGCAGCAGCAGCAGCAUCCCCAGUGCUGAGAAAGUCCCCACCACCAAGUCUACACUCUGGCAGGAAGAAAUGAGGGCCAAGGACCAGCCAGAUGGGAGCAGCUUGAGUCCAGCUCAGAGUCCCAGCCAGAGCCAGCCUCCUCCUGCCAGUGCCCUGAGGGAACCUGGGCUGGAGAGCAAAGAUGAGGAGGGCGCCAUGAGCAGUGACCGCAUGGACUGUGGCCGCAAAGUCCGGGUGGAGAGCGGCUAUUUCUCCCUGGAGAAGACCAAACAGGAUUUGAAGGCCGAGGAGCAGCAGCUGCCCCCGCCGCUCUCCCCUCCCAGCCCCAGCACCCCCAACAACAGGAGGUCCCAGGUGAUUGAGAAAUUUGAGGCCUUGGACAUUGAGAAGGCAGAGCACAUGGAGACCACCUCGUCGGCCGCACCCUCGCCAUCAAGCGAUACUCGCCAGGGCCGCAGCGAGAAGAGGGCGUUCCCCAGGAAGCGGGACCUCCCCAGUGAAGCCCCCACAGCUCCUCUCCCGGACACCUCGGCCUCCCCCCUGUCUCCACACCGAAGAGCCAAGUCACUGGACAGGAGGUCCACGGAGUCCUCCCUGACGCCUGACCUGCUGAAUUUCAAGAAAGGCUGGCUGACCAAGCAGUACGAGGACGGCCAGUGGAAGAAGCACUGGUUUGUCCUUGCUGAUCAAAGCCUGAGAUACUACAGGGAUUCAGUGGCUGAGGAGGCAGCUGACUUGGACGGGGAAAUAGACUUGUCUACGUGUUACGAUGUCACAGAGUAUCCAGUCCAGAGAAACUAUGGCUUUCAGAUACAUACAAAGGAGGGCGAGUUCACCCUCUCUGCUAUGACGUCUGGAAUCCGGCGGAAUUGGAUCCAGACCAUCAUGAAGCACGUCCACCCGACCUCCGCCCCGGAUGUGACGAGCUCACUGCCAGAGGAGAAGAACCGGAGCAGCUCCUCCUAUGAGACCUGCCCAAGGCCAAGCGAGAAGCAGGAGGGAGAGCGUGGGGAGCCAGACCCCGAGCAGAAGAGGAGCCGUGCUCGAGAGCGGAGGCGGGAGGGGCGCUCCAAAACCUUUGACUGGGCCGAGUUCCGCCCCAUCCAGCAGGCCCUGGCUCAGGAGAAAGCCAGCGCUGUGGGGCCCCCUGACACCCGCGCUGAGGCAGAGCCCGGCGAGCUGGAGCGGGAGCGUGCCAGGCGGCGGGAAGAACGCCGCAAGCGCUUCGGGAUGCUUGACACCGUGGACGGGGCGGGCGCUGAUGAUGCUGCCCUGCGGAUGGAGGUCGACCGGAGCCCGGGGCUGCCCCCAACCAGUGACCUCAAGACACAGAAUGUCCACGUGGAGAUCGAGCAGCGGUGGCAUCAGGUGGAGACCACCCCUCUCCGGGAGGAAAAGCAGGUGCCCAUUGCCCCUCUGCACCUGUCAUCUUCUGACGAUGGAAGUGACCGGCUCUCCACACACGAGCUGACCUCUCUGCUGGAGAAGGAGUUGGAGCAGAGCCAGAAGGAGGCCUCGGACCUUCUGGAGCAGAACCGGCUCCUGCAAGACCAACUGAGGGUGGCUCUGGGCCGGGAGCAGAGCGCCCGGGAGGGCUACGUGCUGCAGGCCACGUGCGAGCGAGGGUUUGCAGCAAUGGAAGAAACGCACCAGAAGAAGAUUGAAGACCUGCAGAGGCAGCACCAGCGGGAACUAGAGAAACUGAGGGAGGAGAAGGACCGCCUCCUAGCCGAGGAGACUGCGGCCACCAUCUCAGCCAUUGAAGCCAUGAAGAACGCCCACCGGGAGGAGAUGGAGCGUGAGUUGGAGAAGAGCCAACGGUCCCAGAUCAGCAGCGUCAACUCAGACAUUGAGGCCUUGCGACGGCAGUACCUGGAGGAGCUGCAGUCGGUGCAGCGGGAGCUGGAGGUCCUCUCGGAGCAGUACUCGCAGAAGUGCCUGGAGAACGCCCACCUGGCCCAGGCGCUGGAGGCUGAGCGGCAGGCCCUGCGGCAGUGCCAGCGCGAGAACCAGGAGCUCAAUGCCCACAACCAGGAGCUAAACAACCGCCUGGCUGCAGAGAUCGCACGGUUACGGACGCUGCUGACGGGGGACGCCGGCGGAGAGGCCACUGGCUCGCCUCUCACGCAGGGCAAGGACGCCUAUGAGUUAGAGGUCUUAUUGCGGGUCAAGGAAUCGGAAAUACAGUACCUAAAACAAGAGAUCAGCUCUCUCAAGGAUGAGCUACAGACGGCACUGCGGGACAAGAAGUACGCUAGUGACAAGUACAAAGACAUCUACACAGAGCUCAGCAUCGUGAGGGCGAAGGCUGACUGUGACAUCAGCAGGCUGAAAGAGCAGCUCAAAGCAGCGACGGAAGCCCUGGGUGAAAAAUCCCCCGAAAACACUCCUGUGUCAGGAUAUGAUAUAAUGAAAUCUAAAAGCAACCCUGACUUCCUGAAGAAAGACAGAUCCUGUGUCAGCCGGCAACUCAGAAACAUCAGGUCCAAGAGUCUGAAGGAAGGCCUGACGGUGCAAGAACGCUUGAAGCUCUUUGAAUCCAGGGACUUGAAGAAAGACUAGCUGUGUCCCACUCGACUUGAACCACACCCUUCCCAGCUUGCGGCAGCACACCCCAAGCGCUGCUUUUUGUCUGUACCUUUAUUUUUUUUUAUUAUUAUUAUUGUUGUUAUUGUCAUUAACUGUGGGUGUGGAUGCAUGAGAGACUGGUUUACGAGUUGUUCACACCACUCCCUGCUGUGUUGGUUCCGACUUCCUGUUGUCUUUAUCAAAGCUUGUCUCCACGGUAUUCUAAAAUCAGCCAAGCAGUGGGGGCCCGUCAGGUGCGCAAGGCCCCCUGCCCGCUGCGGGCCGCGGCACUUAUGGCAGUAUUAAGGCUGGCCACCUGUCGGCAAGCCCGCUCUGCCUCGCGGUGCGCUGGGUGGGACCAGCCGGGCGAGUCCCUAGGAGAGAGCAAGCCACCCGACCCGACCCAUGCGGCCUGGGUCACAGCACUGACGACUCGCUAGCCUGCGGGGCAGCCAGGGGGCAGGGCUGUCACCUUGAGUGGCCGCCUUUUGGCUUGGGAGGACAGCAUUUUGUAUUGUUCCACUAAUGCACCCCAGAACCACACCCCAGGCAAUCACGGUAAACUUUCACAACCUGGAAAAUGUUGAAAGCAGCCAUUCCUAUUUUUGUUUGUUUUUUAUUAAAUCUUGCACAAAACCCCAGCCCCUCUCAUUCCUUCCUACGCUCGCUCCUUGGUCACCAGUGACCUUGGUCUUUUCAUAAGUCCUUCAGCCUGCGGUUUCAGACUGUGAGUGCAGAUAACGAUGCAAUCCCUCGGAGUCGUUGAAGGAGAAAGUGUCCAUCUCUUUAACCUUGCUGGAAAGAAGCCUCCACCUGGGCUUUGGAAAGGUUGCGAGGAGACCUCUACGUUAAGUCAGGAAGAAAGUACAGAGGAUGUUAGAAUCAGAUGAAAACUGCCCAUUAUUUUGUGUUCUUAACUCUCAUUGAUAUGAGCUCCGAAAAGUUGUCUUGCAGCACUUAGAGAGCCUAAAGUAAAUCUAUACUAACAAAUUUGCUUUUUCUAACAGUUUAAGACCUUAACUGCCACAAAACACUCUACAGCACUUCUUAAAAAUCUCUUAGAGUUUGUAUUAUGGCUCCAUGAACACUAUUCAUCCUGUAGAGACAAGGGAUAUAAACAAGCCCUAGCUGAGUGGGACCAGCUCUGCUACCCCCGGAGUGAGGGGGACAUAUCCGAGGAGACCGUUCAGAGGAAGUUGUUCUGUUCUCACUGUGUCCCGCUGUGGGCCCAUCCAUUUUAUUGCCAAGAGCAUGCUUUCUGUAUGAAUGCUUGAGCUAGUGUGACAGUCUCUGGGUACAUGGACACUUUGGGGGUGAAAAUGUAGAGAUCAUCUUGCUCGGUUUCUAGAUUUAAGUUAAUGAACAAGGUCAUGUGGGAAAAGUCCUGGAAGAGCGAGACGGAAGGCCCCGGGCUGGUUGUGAACCUCCUGCUGCCGUGCUGCCUUCUCACAGAAUGAGUGCAGAGCCCUCACAGCACCGAGCCGCCUGUUCGCCAGCUGCUGCAAGUCUUAGCACACUGGUCACUCCUUUGCUACUAUUUUUCCAUGUUUUUAAAAGCAAGAGAGUAUUUGCUCUUUUUUAAGUCUACUUAUCAGACACCUCCACUGUGUGGACUAGCAGUGUUUUUAGAGAGAACCGUGACCUUUUUGUGUCAUGCUCAGAAUGGGAGUCCACAGAAGGAGCAUUUGGGAUCCUGGGGUCCAGAGCACUGUUUGAGCACGUGUCCUCUGGGGCAGAGCAAUGCGAUGUUCAGCAGGUCUGAUGGGCCGGGCUGCGUUGCCAGCCUCUGCACAGGCUGUCUGGGCACCGUGAUUUCAUGUCAUUCCUUCAGAGAGCUCGCCCCUCCAGCUUGUUUCCUUUGUGACUGCCCUUGCUGCCCCUGGGGGCUCUCUGAGCCUUCUCCAAGCAGCCCCUCCGCCAGCCCUCCCAGAGGUUUCCGGGCAGGGUCGGUGCACAGCAUGGGCUCCAUCUGCACAGACUGUGCUGUGCAGGCUUGCAAUCUGCAGUGCUUUUGAAUAGGUCAAAAGAGCGUUUUAUUCACUUGUUUACAUCACGUGUCCCUUGAGGUCGGAGCUCAGGAGUCCUGGGGAACCAGUGUGUUGAGUGCAGCAUUUGGGGGUCAAAGGCAGAGGCUGGGGAGGCAGCGCCUGCCACUGCAGCCUCCAUAAAGGCCCCUGCUGCUCGUCCUGGAGACAGCGGGCCUUCUCCGGGGCUAGCUCAGUCUGGGGGUCACCAGGAAAUGGACUGCACACGCUAAGCCAGCUGAGAACCGGGGCACUCUGGCUCCUCUAACAAAAGGCUGCUUCUUCUGUAGCCUCCCCAGAACGCCCUGAACCUGCGCUGGCGUUGCGGGUGUCAUUGUAGUGACAGCUACUGUCUGGCUCAGAACCAGGUCUGAGCUUCCUGCUGAUGGGUGCCAUCCUCUGGCGGAGUGAGCAGGCAGGACAGAAUAAAGAGAGAGUGUGCUCACCACCCUCGUGUCCCUGCCAUGCACAGUGUCUCUGUGUGUACCGUGCAGGCUCCCAAGCCCCUGGGAGGAAGUCAGCCACCGAAUUCUAGAGAAGAAAGAGUAAAAACGUGCGAGUCAAGGUGCUUUCUGUAUUGGGGGACUGGGCCGCCUGUGGACAGGGUCGUGGGGAGGGCUUGCCCGUGCACACCAAGCAGUGAGAGUGCCCCCACUUCCCAGGGGAGGAGAAUGUUAAUAUGGGUUGAUUUCACACUUGUAAUUAUCUUCCUGUAAAUGUUUACUAUUUCAUUUGUAAUUGCUUGCACCUAUAAAAAGGCCGUGCCAAACACAUCAGUGGGAAAUGGAGCGGUCGGAGUUCAUUUGGUUUUGAGCACUCGCACAGAGUGGCCACUUUCUGCUAGCCAAGUUCCUUUCUCAAUGCGUGUGGUGCCUGUGCCCGAAUAGGCUUGAACACUAGCAUUCCAGAUGACGGUGGGUGGCUGCAGCCACCCUGGCAGAGGUGUGGCAGCAUGUAGGGUGAGGUGGUGGGCAGGGCACUUGGCCAUUGGGAACUGAAGCUUGUGCUAUAAGGUGUCAAAAUGAGUCUAAAUUUGUGGGAGGAAGGGAUGGCAGCCUGGGACUGUGGAGGCUGUGUCGGGAACGUGUGGGUUUGUCAAGAGCUAAGAUCAGAGGCCCUCCCUCCACUGCCAGCAGGUGGAGAGGCAGGGAAGCGGGGAAGGCCCUGGGCUCUGGCUCCUUCUGUGGACCCCAUGAGGCUGUGUGGGCCGUUCACUUGCUCACUGAACCAACAGCGAGGCUUUGGAGGCCUUGCACAGGCCAGACCAGGGAAGAGAGGGAACUGCAGCUUUUCAAAAGACAAUUGUGACACUUGGAGCCUGCCUGAAAGGCAUUCAGAGGAAACAAAAUUGAUGGCCUAAAAAACAUUUUUAUGGAGAUGUAUUUAAUACCAUUUAUCUCACCACAGAAGUAAAUGGAACACUAACUUGUGGCCUGAGAAUGGAAUGUGACCCUUUUUAUCACUGCUGCCUGGUCGUCCCUUUACUGAGUCUGUUUUUAAGCUUGUCCUGUGGGUGAGGCACCAUAGUGCCUGUCCCAGCCCCAUGGGGUCCGGAGGCUGAGCAGCAAAACUGUGACCCCUUUUCUCCAGCUAUAGAGUGAGGAGGGUGUCCUUGGGCCCCCACCAGCUCUAGCAAUGCAGUACUGCGGGCAGCCGCCUGGAUGAGCCACAGGCAGUGUAUUCUUAGGAAAGGGUUCUUCCCUCCCGCACUUGCUGGUAACUGGGCCCGGCUCCUCAAGGCCCAGGGCUGGGACGAGCAGCCCACUCAGCUUAUAGGACAGCCUGUGGCCUGACAUCAGCGUCGGGGAGAGCUCUCCACUCCUGCUCCUUGGUGCCUGCGUGAUUUCUUCACGGCUGACCACACACGCAUUUCCUCCUGCCACUCGUUCACUCACAUGUCCACGUUCUAAGACAGUUCUUCUCCAGGGCUUCAAAGCUGUGUUUGUUAAAGUGAAAAGAAUGCAACCCUCGACAUUUAUUUUCCCUGAAAAUAAGUUUGCUCAUCAUUGUCCUAAAGAAGCUUGAAACUUAACACUAUCCUUGAUGGACACAGUUUCAAAAAAAUAACUACAGAAUAAAAUGACCCCUUUUAAGUAAGAUAGGGGAGGAAAUUUAAGUAUUUUCAAAGUUUUAUAAAGCACAGGGAAAUCUGUAGGAGUAUACUUAAAGGAAAUUAAAUACUGAAAGAAAAAAAAACUUUGGCCCGUGAAUUGGAAGCCUCACCUCUCUGGGAACGUCAGUCAUCGGAACAUCUCACGGCCUGAGAACCCGGGAGGUCGAGCUGGCGCGUGAUCUGUGCUCAGUGGACGGUGCUCUGUAGACGCGUCCGACCGGCUGCCCUCGCGCUUCUCCGCGCUGAGCUCAGUGAACAGUUCUCAGUGCCCUGGUCCAGGAGCCUCCGCCUGUACGAAGGGGCUUGGGAAGACAGCUGCUGGCAGUUUAUUCUAAAGGCUCUUCAAGGUAUUUGCACACCAUUUUUGUUCAUCUUUCAUCGUAGGCUCUUCUACCUGCUGUCCCUGAGAGGGGAACUGCUAGGGUGCUCAGCUAGAGCAUUGCGCUCGCACUCAGCGAGCACUGAGAAACCGCCACUGGCUCUCCCCAGACUUCACACCUGGAAGUUCACCAGAGUGCAGACUCCCCUCUGGCCUUCCCACGCCACCAAAUCCCUGAAAGGUCUGAGCCCAGACAUCAGCCUCCUCAUCCUAGGAAAGGUCUGAGCCCAGACAUCAGCCUUGUCAUCCCAGGAAAGGUCUUUUCACGCACCUGAGAUCAGGUCAAAAGGUCGAGUCCUUCACUGUUCUCAACAUCAAGUAGCAGGACACCAGGAUACCGUGGUCCUCCCACAGCAGGCCAAGGCCAUCAGGCCUCACACCACUCUUAGGAGAUGAGCAUCCAUUAUGUGCAGUUUUGUGUGUUUUACGCAUGUACAGACACUUCUGGCAAGAUGAUACUUUGCACAGUUCAGAAUCAGCUUGAAGAGCAGUCUAGUAAAACCACUCAUUUUGGGUUCUUAGAUAGGAUGACACGACGUGAGCCCAGUACGGAAAUGAACGUUAUCAGUGCCCUUUGAGAACGGUGAGUUUCCAGCACUCAUGUUUCUCCAGAAAGGGCAGCGGUCUCCCUUCUCCAAAGUCUUUCCCAGAAGAGUCACCAGAGCCGGAGCGGAAGCCCGCCACGAGCCACACGCCCCUGGGGCGGGACAGUGACCUGCUGCAGCGCGUCCUUGGGCCCUCCCUCCAGUUCACACGGGACUUGGUGAGGACAUAAGCUACUGCACGCUCAGUGUGGCUUCCAAUUCCUCUGUAUUUGAAAGCAGCUGUGUGUAUUUUCCUCAAAAUGCCCUCUAUAUUCAGAGCAAGCAGUGUGAAUAUCACUCAGAAGUUACUACAGGGAUUUUUCUGACAAGGUUUGUGUGGGUUUUUAAAAUCUUAUACAAACAUCCCUUUUUAAGAUAAGAGAACAGCUUUGGGUACAACAUUGAACUCCACCCAACAUGAUAAGGAAAUGUUUUUAAUGCCUGAUAGAUCUUUUUAAAAGCUUUGGUCAUUUAACGGGCAGUUUCAGAGACUACACAGUAUCUAAACUAACGAGAAUCCUGCACCCAGACACUGUUCUUCAUUGACAGAACUCUGUAAUCCUUGUUCUUGGUAGAGCCCUUCAGAGUCCUCGAGGAAAGUCAGAAGAACACGGUAGUUCCAUCCUGACCAGAUCCUUUACGUAGUUCUUAAGGCUUGUCGGCGACUUAGUGCGCAGCACAGUGCGUCUAAAUAGGAGUCAGGAGUCUAAAUGGGUGACCUCGGGCUGCUUACGGGCAGGCCUGCAGGUGGAGUCCAGCCAAGCAGCUUCCUCACCCCAGCUCUUGGGUUGUACUGCCAUAACAGCCAGGUCGCAAAACUUGAAAGGCUCCUAUUGUACAACAUGUGUCUGUCUGGUAAGGAAACAUUCAGUCACCAGAUACAUGUGAACUGGACCGUCAGUCCUGUAGGAUGCCCUGGGAGGGCAGUGAAGUCCCAGGGGAGUGAGCCACGUGUGGGUUUGAGCUCAUCGAGAAGUCACUAGACACAGCUGCCUGCUGCCUGUUACGUGUCCCGCACCCUUUACAGCCAGUUGUAUGACAUACUUCAGUUUUAUUUUAUAGAAAGCUAGGACUAGAUUAUAAAGAACACUAAACGCAUUAUUGUGCUAUGUUAAUAUCACAGAACUUCCAUUAAAAUGGAUUUUAGGAUUUACCUUGAGUAUUGAUGACUAAUUGUUAGGAUUCAAAACCAGUUAAGUGAUAAGAAUCAAUUGAUGUGGUUUUCCUAAGUAAGAUUCAUAAAACGUGAAGUUUCUAAGUGGCUCCCCAACAAUUAGAAUUCUUCAUGACUUUUCUUACAAAUAAACUUCUAUCAGGGUCAAUGUCUCAAUUCAGCUACUACAGACAAAACGCUACGCCAGACUGUCGGGGGAGCCGACACACGGACAGAGUGAGAGGUGCAGACAGGUCUUUGUGCUGUGGCACAUUUGGAAACAUUUCACAGCAGUCGUUUCUGCCACAGCUAAUUAUUUAAUAGUCAGGAGAGAUGUUCCAAGAACAAGCUUGUGUAGUUUUAACUGGCAUUUAAUUUCUGGACUGACGCUCAGUGAAGCUGUUCAGCAGACUGACAGUCACCUGCAGGAGAAAGCAGAGGCCCGAGAGCCCGGGUCACGCCUGACACGCUGCCCGGCCCGGCGGAGGGCCCGGGGCUGAGGCAGCUCUGGAAGCAGAGCCCAGCAGGUGGGCCGCUUCCUCCAGGAGCCAGGGUCCUCCCAGAGAGAACAGCCUGGUCAGCAGAAAAACAAAGUUUCUGAUCACCUGUUCACUACAGUUGAAGUGUUACUCUGUCAAAUAUUUAUUCCUGUGUGACAUGCUAGAUUCCCAUGGAUGUAGCUGAUCAUUUGUAUUUUGUUAAUAUUACCUAACUUUACAUAAACUCUAUCAUAAUAAAAUAUUUUUUGCAUCACCCUU
Equus caballus (horse) is the source of this 10193-nucleotide messenger RNA. RefSeq names its product myosin phosphatase Rho interacting protein (gene MPRIP). Lineage: Eukaryota; Metazoa; Chordata; Mammalia; Perissodactyla; Equidae. The record is from RefSeq and is a predicted model, not a curated record. Gene Ontology annotation, cellular component: actin cytoskeleton. Gene Ontology annotation, molecular function: actin filament binding.